Molecule: messenger RNA, 1172 nt
Organism: Mercurialis annua (annual mercury)
Lineage: Eukaryota; Viridiplantae; Streptophyta; Magnoliopsida; Malpighiales; Euphorbiaceae
Product: BAG family molecular chaperone regulator 5, mitochondrial
Exons: 3
Coding region: 238-870 (210 amino acids)
Biological process (GO): protein folding
Cellular component (GO): plasmodesma
Molecular function (GO): protein-folding chaperone binding
Source: RefSeq, a predicted model, not a curated record
UUUAUUAAUUCUUUUCCCAAACAAUAUGAAAUCACUAAAGAAGUUUGAAAAAUGAAACAUCUAGAAAUCAAUAACAGAAGUGGGGAAUGAAACAUGUGGAAUGAUCAAUGUGAUAUUAUACAGUUCUUGAUUGCUCUCCAAGUGCAUAAAAUGUGUAGCUAACAAAAAAUCAGGUAUUGAUGAUCACUAUCCAAUCGAGUUUUCAUUUUAGAUUUUCUCUUUAAUUUUGCAACCGCCAUGAAAAAUUGUGAUUUCGCGUUCUUUUCGUCGGCCAGCAGAGUCACCUAUACUUUGCAUAAUGACCACGUUACUUCUAUUAAAACCAAGGAAAUCCCUGUUGAUGAUUUUCCUCCGAAAGAGCCUCGAAUCUCCAUAACAAACCAUCUAUCUCAAUCAGAUGCUGCUAGGAAAAUCCAAUCUGCAUACAAGUCCCAUAUAAUCCGCACACACUACAGAAAGAUUUCAGCUGUCAAUUGUGAAGCUGAUCAACUGCAGCGCCUGAUUCAACGGCAGGAGACAGUUGAUGCUAUCAGGAACGAUCAACGAGAGAAGUUGAGACUCAAUGAGGCCUUGAUGAGUUUGCUGCUGAGGUUGGAUUCUGUGCCGGGGAUCGAUCAGACAGUUAGAGAGGCAAGGAGAAAAGUCAGUCGUAGAAUCGUGGGGCUGCAAGAAAUCAUGGAUGGAAUAUGCUGCGGCGGCAUUGAUGAUUAUGGUUUGUGCAGUGAUACCGGGUAUUUGAGGGAUUGGGAUGUGGUCGUUUCAGAAAUGGAGGAGGAAGUAUGUAAAGAGAGAGGUGGUGAAGAGAUGGAAAGGUUUUGUGCUGAAUAUCUCGGUUUUAGAUGCCUGCAGAGGUUUUUGCGUGAGCCGUGAAAACUGGUACAGCAUAGCUACAUGAAAAUAUAUUGAGUCUUACAUUUCGUCAUUUCCGUUUUUGGAAACGCUUUGUAAAAAUGCCAUUUCUUCUGUUUUCAACGUUUUCGUUUUCGUGCAAUGUAAUAUGUAUACAAAGGGUAUGUUCUAAGUUACAUAUCUUAGAUUUUUUCUUCUCUACAAACUUAUGUUUUCAUGAUAACCAAUUAUUUUAUGUAUUUGUAUUAUAUUUAUAGAAACCUUAAAAACAAAACUAGAUUUGGAAAGAUGAAUACAUUGUAUCUUCUCUUAAUUUUAAUUUA